Molecule: messenger RNA, 1059 nt
Organism: Oikopleura dioica
Lineage: Eukaryota; Metazoa; Chordata; Appendicularia; Copelata; Oikopleuridae
Source: the annotation of a GenBank genome assembly
AUGUUACGAAUUCGUUAUCGGAGAAUACCUCAAAUUCUAGUUCCUGUUCGUUCGAAUCAUUACAAAACACUUGGAGUAGAUCGCCACGCGACGCAAGAAGAGCUCAAGAAAGCGCACAAGGCUCUUGCUCGAAAAUAUCACCCUGACAGACCAAACGGAGACGAAGCCAAAUUCGUGGCUGCUCAAGAAGCCUAUACGAUUUUAUCCGACUCCUUGACGAGAAAAGACUACGACGAAAGCAUCUUCGGCGUUGAAAAAGAAGCGUACAAAGCAAACGAUGAGAAAUUCAUGGCCCAGGGCGUGCCCAAACGCGCUCCGGGCGAAGCCUUCGUCUCCGGCCAAUACGAAGAGGCAAACAAUCAAUUUGACCGUAAUAUACGGACUGGACCGGGGAUCAGAAAAUGGCUUGCCUGGCUUUGUUCCGAAUAUCUUUACGAAGAAAAUGAACGGCUAGUGGAACUUCCAGGAACGGAAGGCUACAAAGCAAAGCAAGAAUACAUCGAAAGACUAAUCGCAGAAGUCCCAGAAAACCCUCAAGAUCAAUACGCCGAAUACGGAAUAAGAAAAGACUGGCUGAUAGAAUUCUACAUGCAUGCAACGAGAGCACAGCUCCGUGGCGAAAUCCCGACUCUCCAAACGGCGCUCAGAUAUUUGCCCUUCGUCGGAAUGGAUUUUUUAAAAGGCGAAAUUCCGUUAAACCCGGCGGACGAUUUUCACGACGGUUCCGCGAAAUGUAUUAUCUGCCAGUUUAUCUAUGGACAGAUCUCGAAACAUUAUCCAGCCGAGUUUUUGGAGCAGCAUAGUACCCGUUGUGCUGAGUUUUUGAGGAGCUUCUUGCCUAGUAAAAAUGUCGAUAUGCAGUAUGAAACUUUUAAAGUCGAUAAUCCUGACUACAUCGAACACGCAACAGGAGAAAGAAACAAAGAUGGCCGUCAAUUGCGUCACAAUCCACUGACAAACCAGUACGAUUAUGGCGAUAAAAUCCACAACAGAGACGUUUUCUACGGCGAUGUCAAUUACGAAAUGCACAGGCGAAAGCGCGAUCUCAAAAAUUACUGA